This is a messenger RNA of Physella acuta, 3290 nucleotides long. Its product is annotated as DNA ligase 3-like. Gene Ontology annotation, biological process: DNA biosynthetic process; double-strand break repair; DNA recombination. Gene Ontology annotation, cellular component: DNA ligase III-XRCC1 complex; nucleus. The record is from RefSeq and is a predicted model, not a curated record. Gene Ontology annotation, molecular function: DNA ligase (ATP) activity; DNA binding; zinc ion binding. Lineage: Eukaryota; Metazoa; Mollusca; Gastropoda; Physidae.
UUCAUCGGUGAAUAGUGAUUAGACAGACACAGUACAAAAUAAAAUAGUGACAUGCAGUUAUUGAGUUAAUGAAAUCAAUGUCUAGGUUGGCAGGCAGUCUAGAGUAACUCUAGUGCUUUACUUCUAUUCUCGUGGUGGAAGCUUUAAAAGCUGGCCUCAACAUUAUCAUGCUUUAUUCUAAAACGAAGUAUUCAUUGCUGCUUUACCCAGAACUUAAGGAACGUUAAAUGGUGUAUAGCCAGUGUAUACAGAGAAACCAAUCCAAAGCUAAUUUGUCAAGAUUAUUGUCUGUGUAAUACACCCCUUAACAAAGUUUUAAAGCCAAAAUUUGUUGGAAAAUUACAUGUUGAAAAAACCCACAACAUUAUCUUCCGAUCAUAUAAGUCUCUAACAUCAAAUAAUGUAUGUGUAAUUCCUGUUACAAAGAACAUAAAAAGCUUUUGUUCCAUUUCUGACGAAUUUGAUGAAACGAUGGCUGAAAACAAAUUUGUUGUUGGCUAUGCAAAGCUUGGCACAUCAAGCUGUAAAAAGUGCAAAACAAAAAUCGACAAAGGAGCUCUGCGGCUUGGGAAAGUGACACCUAACCCCUUCUCUGAUGAUGGUGGGGAAAUGAAACAAUGGUUUCAUCCAUCCUGUUUAUUUGAAACGUUCGUGAGGGCCAGAGCAACCACCAAAAAAAUAGAAGACCCGGAGGACGCAGAAGGCUUUGGGGAUCUAGAACAGGAAGAUAAAGAGGUUAUAAAGAAACUUAUAGAAGACUACCAAGCUAAAUCUGGCAACAAAACUCCCUCCAAACCCAAGAAGACACCAGAGAACAAAAAACCUGUGACAACACCAACACAAAGUGAGAAGAAAAAGCAGUCAACUCUUCAUUUCGAUACAGGCAGCAAGCAGUCACCUGGGGUACCAUCUACAUCAAAACCACAUUCAGACAUUGCAACUACAUCAAAGACAUCCACUGAAGAUGAUGAAAAAUCUGAAAAGGACAAUUCAUUCCGUGAAUUCCGCAGACUGUGUGCUGAAAUCGCUGAAGAAAACAGUUAUCUAGGGAAGACAAAUCUUGUACAGAAGUACAUUACAAAAGGAAGCAGUGGAGAUGGUUUCCAUGGAGAUCUUUACCUUCUGAUUAAACACCUUCUCCCUGGAGUGGUGAAGACUGUUUAUAAUCUAAAUAACAAGCAGCUUGUGAAGCUCUUCAGCCAAAUUUUUGGAACAAGUUUACAGAAGAUGGUUGAAGAUUUGGACCAGGGCGAUGUAGCAGAAACUGUAAGAAUAUUUUUUGAGGAAAGUAAGAUUAUAACUCCUCAGAAGAAGAGCACACUGAGUCUACAGGAAGUAGAUAAAUAUUUGGAAGAACUCUCCAAAUUAACAAGAGAAGAAGAGCAGCAAAGACUAUUAACCAAAAUAACAAAGAGAUGUACAGCAAAUGAUCUCAAGAUGUUUAUCCGAUUGAUCAAACAUGAUCUGAGAAUCAAUUCUGGAGCCAAACACAUCCUUGACGCUGUUGACCCAAACGCCUACGCAGCUUUCCAAGCCUCUCGAAACCUGCAAGACGUCAUUGACAGAAUUCUAGAGAACAAACUUGGUGCAGGCGGAUCAAAGCCUGGUUUAAGCAGCAAGCUGAGCAUCAGGGCAGCUUUAAUGACACCUGUUCUACCUAUGCUGGCUGAGGCAUGCAGAUCUGUUGAACAAGCCAUGAAAAAGUGUCCAAAUGGGUUCUAUGCCGAAAUUAAGUAUGACGGAGAGCGUGUACAAGUACACAAACAGGGCCAUGAGUUCAAGUACUACAGCCGAUCACUUAAACCUGUUGUAAAUCACAAGGUGCAACAUUUUAAAGAUUAUAUCCCAGCUGCUUUUCCAACUGGCAGUGAUCUGAUUCUGGAUGCUGAAGUUCUAUUGGUUGACAACAAAACAGGAAAUCCUUUACCCUUUGGAACUCUGGGUGUCCACAAGAAAGAAGCUUUUAAAGAUGCAACUGUUUGUCUGUUUGUGUUUGAUUGUCUCCUGAUUAACAAUGAAAACUUAAUGGAAAAGCCUAUAAAAGAAAGAAGAAAAAUACUGGAAAAGAAUAUGACAACAGUAAAAAAUCAUAUACACCUGUCAGAGAUUAAACUAAUCAAGAAGCCAUCAGAUCUACAGGAGUUGAUGGGCCGAGUGUUUCGUGAAGGCUUAGAGGGACUUGUACUAAAAGAUGUCAAUAGUUUGUACGAGCCAGGGAAGCGACACUGGCUAAAGGUCAAGAAAGAUUAUUUGCAUGAAGGGAAAAUGGCUGACUCAGCAGAUCUGGUGGUACUGGGUGCUUAUUAUGGUACAGGAAAUAAAGGUGGUAUGAUGUCAGUGUUUCUGUUGGGUGUCCUUGACCCUAGAGAAAACAGGUGGGUGACUGUGACCAAGUGUGGGAGUGGCUUUGACGACAAGAUGCUAGAGACCUUGAACAAAGAUUUAGAUAUGGUGAAAAUUAGUAAAGAUUUCUCUCAGGUCCCAAAGUGGCUGAACAUCAAAAAGCCCCUGACCCCAGACUUUGUGGUGGCUGACCCAAAGAAAGCCCCAGUGUGGGAAGUCAUAGGAGCGGAGUUCAGCCAGGCUGAGAUCCACACAGCGGAUGGCAUUUCCAUCCGCUUUCCCAGAGUUCAGAAGUUUCGGGAUGACAAAACAUGGAAGGAGGCCACGGAUUUACCUAGGUUAAAGAAACUUUUCCAAGAAUCCAAAGAAAAAAGUGACUUAAAUAUGCAAAGAGCUUUAGGAAAAGAUAAGGGUGAUGAUGAUGAUGAUGGGGAAGGGAGUGAUGAUAAUGGUGAUGGUGGUGUGGAUGUGGACAAUGAUACACUACCAAUAGAUGAUAGCCCCAGUCCUGUUAAAGAGAGUUCUGCUGUUAAAAAUGUCAAAAAACGUCCUCCUGAAAAAGAUGCUGAUGAUGAAAUACUGAAGAAAAAGAAAAAGCCUGAAGAGAAAAAUGGCACAAAGAAACUGGAGGGUUCUGACUCGGCUAAAUCUGUCUCUAGUGGCACAAGCAAAAAAUCUGACUUGCCUAAUGUGUUUGCUGGGUGUAAAAUUGUUCUGCUGCCUUCUGUGCCCAAACACAAAGAGCUCCAGCGCUACAUCCUGGCCUUCGAUGGUGACCUGGUCCAUGAGAUGGACGCGGCCACAGCCACCCAUGUUGUCCUCCCCUCCACGGACAAGGCUCCUGAUUGUGCCAGCAAGGUGACCAAGGUCAGCCCAGACUGGUUGUGGGCCUGCAUCAGGAAGAAAAAGUUGGUGCCAGUAGAAGGGUUUCUACUCUAGGAGGGGGG